Messenger RNA from Vidua macroura (Pin-tailed whydah), 1067 nucleotides. Its product is annotated as spidroin-2-like. The transcript has 5 exons. The coding region runs from base 1 to 696 and encodes 231 amino acids. Lineage: Eukaryota; Metazoa; Chordata; Aves; Passeriformes; Viduidae. The record is from RefSeq and is a predicted model, not a curated record.
AUGGCGGCGACUGCCGGGGCGGGGACGGGCGGGAAGGGACGGGGCGAAUCCGGGCGGAAGCAUUGUGACCUCACGGCUGAUGCCGCUCCCUCGCUGCCCCACUCCGCUAUAAAAGCGGGCGCAACGCCCCCCGCCCCCGCGGCAGCAUGGCCCGCUACCGCCGGCGCUCCCGCAGGAGCCGCAGCCGCAGCCGCAGCCGCAGCCGGCGCCGCCGCUCCCGCCGCCGGGGCGUGCGUAAGACGCGCCGGGCCUCCCGCCGCUCCGCGUACCGCCGGCGCCGCCGCUCCAGCCGCAGACGCCGCCGCCGGCGCUGAGCCGAGCGCGGGGCUCGGCCUCGCACGGCGCGAGGAGCGCGCAGAGCGCGGCCGCGGCGCGGGGCUGCGGAUGCCAAUAAAGGCCAGCAAUGUUCACCAGGGUGUGCGUGUCUCUGCCUGUGCCUGCGUGGCGGUGGCUGUUCCUGCGUGUUCAUACAGCCCAGGGACCCCCUCACUGCCGAGUGCCCCGGAGGUGCCGCUGUGGCCGCUCCCGGCCGGGCCGGGCCGAGCAGCAGCUGCAGCCCCGGCCGGAGCUGCCGCGGGCACCGAGGCUGAGCGGGACGUCGGGGCCGGAGGCAGCGGGGAGCCCGUGAGGAGACGCCACUGCACCGAGGAAGCCAGCUCGACCCACAGCCAUCAGCCCAAGCUCAGCACCUGUUGAAGUUGUGUCAGAUUCUUUGAGGAGAAGCUUUCAACACUCCAGCCUGAAAUGGCCUCCUCUUUGGAGGAGGAUGUCAGUGUUGCCUCUCUGAGUGUUCAGGAGAGCAGCCUGUAAACAGAGCUGCAGCUGAGACAGCGGUGCCUGGCAACACAAGCAAUGGGAACAGUUCCCUGGAGCCCGAGGAGCCUGGUAAGAGGAGAGCCCACGUUCCUGGAGAGAGCUCUGAAAAGGGCUGCUCUGAGCUGGGCAGACAGGAAGGGAGAUCAGAAGAGUUCAGUCCCUGUCUGCAGCGUUGCUGCCUCCUGUGCCUUUGGUUCAAAUCCUGCACUGGCACCACCUCCCCAAGCCCUGCCCCCACGCUCCUGCAGAGG